Paramuricea clavata is the source of this 5418-nucleotide messenger RNA. NCBI's taxonomy places the organism in Eukaryota, Metazoa, Cnidaria, Anthozoa, Malacalcyonacea, Plexauridae. The record is from the annotation of a GenBank genome assembly.
GUUACUUACGCUGACGACAACGUUCCUGACGCUGAGGACAAGGUUCCUGACGCUGAAGAAAAGGUUCCUGACAGUGAGGCCAAGGUUCCUGACGGUGAGGACAAGGUUCUUGAUGCUGAGGACAAGGUUCCUGACGCUGAGGACAAGGUUCCUGACAGUGAGGACAAGGUUCCUGACAGAAGGUUCCUGACGUAGAAAGGUUCCUGACGAGACAAGGUUCCUGACAGUGAGGACAAGGUUCCUGACUGUAAGAAAAAGGUUCCUGACGGUGAGGACAAGGUUCCUGACGGAGAAGACAAGCUUCCUGACUGUGAGGACAAGGUUCCUGACGCUGACGGUGACGACAAGGUUCUUGACGCUGAGGACAAGGUUCCUGACGCUGAGGACAAGGUUCCUGACAGUGAGGACAAGGUUCCUGACUGUGAGGACAAGGUUCCUGACGCUGUGAGAACAAGGUUCCUGAUAGUGAGUACAAGGUUCCUGACGGCGAGGACAAGGUUUCUGACGGUGAGGACAAGGUUCCUGACGCUAAGGACAAGGUACAUGACGCUGAGGACAAGGUUUCUGACGCUGAGGGCAAGGUUCCUGACCGUGAGGACAAGGUUCCUGACUGUGAGGACAAGGUUCCUGAUUGUGAGGACAAGGUUACUUACGCUGACGACAACGGUUCCUGACGCUGAGGACAAGGUUCCUGACGCUGAGGACAAGGUUCCUGAUUGUGAGGACAAGGUUACUUACGCUGACGACAACGUUCCUGACGCUGAGGACAAGGUUCCUGACGCUGAAGAAAAGGUUCUUGACAGUGAGGCCAAGGUUCCUGACGCUGAGGGCAAGGUUCCUGACAGUGAGGACAAGGUUCCUGACUGUGAGGACAAGGUUCCUGAUUGUAAGGACAAGGUUACUUACGCUGACGACAACGUUCCUGACGCUGAGUACAAGGUUCCUGACGCUGAAGAAAAGGUUCCUGACAGUGAGGCCAAGGUCCUGACGGUGAGGACAAGGUUCUUGAUGCUGAGGACAAGGUUCCUGACUGUGAGGACUAGGUUCCUGACGGUGAGGUGAAGGUUGCUGACGGUGAGGACAAGGUUCCUGACGCUGAGGAGGUUUCUAACGCUCUGGACAAUGUUCCAGGCGCUGAAGACAAGGCUCCUGACCGUGAGGACAAGGUUCCUGACGCUAAGAACAAGGUUCCUGACGCUGAGGACAAGGUCCUGACGCUGAAGAAAAGGUUCCUGACAGUGAGGCCAAGGUCCUGACGGUGAGGACAAGGUUCUUGAUGCUGAGGACAAGGUUCCUGACUGUGAGGACUAGGUUCCUGACGGUGAGGUGAAGGUUGCUGACGGUGAGGACAAGGUUCCUGACGCUGAGGAGGUUUCUAACGCUCUGGACAAUGUUCCAGGCGCUGAAGACAAGGCUCCUGACCGUGAGGACAAGGUUCCUGACGCUAAGAACAAGGUUCCUGACGCUGAGGACAAGGUUCCUGGCGCUGAGGACAAGGUUCCUGACUGUGAGGACAAGAUUCCAGACGGUGAGGACAAGGUUCCUGACGCUGAGGACAAGGUUCCUGACGCUGAGGACACAACCUCGUACCCAGUGCUUCUGCGCUUAUUGCUCUCAGAAGCCCUGGGAUAAUCCAACUCAGACCGUGAUUUGAUUGUUCAAUGCGAAUACAAUGAAAGUACUGGAAGUUAUUCAUUAACCGGGUGAUAUUUUGGCAACAUGGCUGCUAUCUCAAGGAAUUUAUACAAAAGUUAAAUGCUGGUUUUUGCAUGAAAAUACUUUUUUAAAUCAAAUUCUGGGCUAUUUUGAAAAGAGCAAAAGAAGAAAUGGACAUUUUUAUUUGUAAAUAAGCAAGAAUGGCGAACAGAGUAAAAAAAUUAACAUAAUAAAGCGAAACAUUGCUCGUUCGAAAACUGAAAUUUCAAGUAUAAAUCUACAACUUCAACCACGAUAUUCAAUGUAAAUAUUACAUAAUAAAGUUUUUAAUACCUUUUUUACCUUUAUUUGAUAAAUUGUGUGUUCUAUAUUAUUGCAUUUUGUAUUGGAAUAUGAUAAAUUAUGAAUUAUACACAAAUAUUUAAAUUUACAAAUUAUUCCCAACUUGAGGAUGCUUGGUGCACUGGCUCAGAGUUUGUAUUAGUGCCUAUUUAUUAUUGAGUUAUUAGUGCCUCUACAUCUCUAGAUCUAAUGUACAAACCUUGUAAUCUGUUACUUAAUACCAUAAAGAAACUGUUGAUAGCACAUAUAUUAAAUGACUAUUAAUCAAAAUGAACUAAAUUUUCGACCAUUAUAUAGCAUAUUUCCCCCAAUAUUAAGGGAAUAAUUUCUCCUAUUUAUUUUUAUAAUAAGCCAAUAUUGCCCAACUGUGAAGUAAAUAUUGCCCGACUGGCCUAGUCUGCCCAACAUUUGAGCCCAGCCCUGUACGCCUAUGACCAGGCCUACAGGUGGACCCCCAACCUGAUUGGCCACAAUUUUUUUUUCUCCAAAAUUUCCCCUCCCAAUGUACAAGGAUUGACAAUUGGACAGUUUGAUUAGAUUUGGAAAAAAAAACACAGUUAUAUUGGGUCAUUCCAGAAAACACUCAUACCACUCCCACAGAGGAAAUUGAAAGUUAAUCCCUCCUACCCCUUUGGAUGUCCUAAUAUAUUUACUAUUAUCAGAAAAAUUUCCCCCCCCCCUCCCCUUCUGAACGGCAGAAAUUUCCUCUGUGGGGGGAGUGUGGAUAUUUUCUGGAACAACCUAUUUGAGAAAUGCUUUUGCACAAAUUUUCUCACAAUUUUCUUGUAUGUCAGAACACUGUUCUAAGUUGCAACUAAAAUUCAGAGGUCUAAAAGGCUCAAGUCAAUUCCAGUGGUGUAACCAGAGGGGUUGGGGGGGGGGUCAAAAUAUUUUAAAUGUUCUGAACUUGUUUGUAAUUAAUUAGAGUUGAACAUGUGUUAACUGCAAGGUUAUUUCAAAUCACCAAAACACAUUAAAAUAGCCCCCCAAAAUGGCACUUUAUUAACUAGAAUUUAAAAAGUCUACAUUGUACUAUAUUAUACAUGGAUAGCUUGGGAGUCCAAAUAUAUUUUUACAUACUAACAAACUUUAUUCAAACUAGUGCAGGCCCCUCCUGGGGAUUUCAGUCCCCUUGAAGGCCUUAAUUAGAAAUUCUGGCUACAUCACUGCUCAAUUCCAUUGCCAAUGAUGGUGUUAGCAUGAUUAGACAGAGUAGGUUAACAAACUAGUGUGUAUUAUGAGAUAAUCCAUUGAACACCAAUGAUCUAUCCCAACAUCUAUCCAGCAAAGUUUUUUUGCGGGGUGCUAACCAAUGGCGAAACGAGAGCCAAAGGCGCGAGAUUUCUAGGGUGGUCUGGGGGCAUACUACGACGGAAAAUUUUUAAAAUUUGGGUCUCUGAAAUGCAUUUCCAGCAUUCUGAGAAAACAUUCCGGAAAAUUUUUAGAUUCUCAAAACAUUUAAAAAUUCAGAAAUUUAAUAUUGGCUAUUCCACUAUUGUCAACUAGUGAUAUGCAACUGAAUUCCUUAACAUAGGUUGGUUAGAAUUAGGAUAAGCAUCAUUUUUGCACCGCCCCCCCCCCCCAUGCACCCCUGUUGACCAGAGCCUGGGGGAGGGGGAUGCACACCAGAGUAAAAUAAAAAGUAAGACACAAUGUAAAACUUAAUAGGUAAGGUUAAUGGCCAGAACUAAAUGAUAAACAAUAUUUUAUAAUAAACCCAAAUUAGUUCAGCACCAUUGGUUCUUAUAACACUGUUCAUUCCAAUACUAGAACAUCAGCAAUUAACAAAAGUUGGAGUUUUAUCCGAUAACAUGUAUGCUUCUAACCAUGCUGUCCAUGCAGUUAUCUGACAGUUUUUAAUUUUCAACAUUGAUUCCCAAAGCCAUUAUUCUCAAGAUUUGCUAAAAAGGUUUUCCAAAUAUUGAAGUACAGAAUUAUAUUACAUCACUCAUCACUGUUCAUUUUACAUUCUUCAAGUAGAUGCAUGUUUACAGGACAGUGUAUCUUGUGCAUUUAUAAUUAAAUCUGGCAAUAUCUUUUUCAAAACCCUCAAAUCCAAGAUAAUCGGCAGCCAGCCACGUUACCAGUAAGAUAUCCAGUCUGUUAAUUUUGAAAUGACCAAUGUUGUACUCGAAUAUAAAUAUUUAUACUUUAAUUAUUGAAUAGCCCCUGUAUAUCGCUGACAAGGUAUGCUGUUGUCGCGAUAUAAGAUGUUCUUUUGGUUGCCAAAGCGCUAAUUUUACGCAUAAUUGUACCUCUAAAUUGAUCAUUCCUGACUUUAAAUUCCAAAAGCCACGCGAGAAGCAGUUUAAGACGUCUUUACAAGUCCAAAUAUAUGAUAAAUUGCAACAAAUAAUCCAUUCUCACUCCUUGCGUAAAAAUAUGACCAGUCAGCGUUUUUAGCUGCAGCUACUGUUUACUUCCGCUUCCGGGGGCACCACUGUUCUAUGGUGUUCCGGUUUGGAUUAUCCCAGGGCUUCUGAGAGCAAUAAGCGCAGAAGCCCUGGGUACGAGGUUGCUGAGAAGGACAAGUUCCUGACGCUGAGGACAUGGUUCCUGAGGCUGAGGACAAGGUUCCUGACGCUGAGGACAAGGUUCCUGACUGUGAGCACAAGGUUCUUGACGGCGAGGACAAGGUUCCUGACGCUGAGGACAAGGUUCCUGACGCUGAGGACAAGGUUCCUGACGCUGAGGACAAGGUUCCUGACGCUGAGGACAAGGUUCCUGACGCUGAGGACAUGGUUCCUGAGGCUGAGGACAAGGUUCCUGAGACUGAGGACAAGGUUCCUGGCGCUGAGAACAAGGUUCCUGACUGUGAGGACAAGGUUCCUGACGGUGAGGACAAGGUUCCUGACGCUAAGGACAAGGUUCCUGACGCUGAGGACAAGGUUCCUGACUGUGAGCACAAGGUUCUUGACGCGAGGACAAGGUUCCUGACGCUGAGGACAAGGUUCCUAACGCUGAGGACAAGGUUCGUGACGCUGAGGACAUGGUUCCUGAGGCUGAGGACAAGGUUCCUCACGCUGAGGACAAGGUUCCUGGCGCUGAGGACAAAUUUCCUGACUGUGAGGACAAGGUUCCUGACUGUGAGGACAAGGUUCCUGACGGUGACGACAAGGUUCCUGACGGUGAGGACAAGGUUCCUGACUGUGAGUACAAGGUUUCUGACGCUGCGGAUAAGGUUUAUGACGCUGAGGGCAAGGUUCCAGACGGUGAGGACAAGUUUCCUGACGCUAAGGAGAAGGUUCCUGACGCUGAGGACAAGGUUCCUGACGCUGAGGACAAGGUUCCUGACGCUGAGGACAAGGUUCCUGACGGUGAGGACAAGGUUCCUGACGCUGAGGACAAGGUUCCUGACGCUGAGGACAAGGUUCCUGACGCUGAGGACAAGGUUCUUGACGCUGAGGACAAGGUUCCUGA